Molecule: messenger RNA, 1188 nt
Organism: Aspergillus alliaceus
Lineage: Eukaryota; Fungi; Ascomycota; Eurotiomycetes; Eurotiales; Aspergillaceae
Exons: 1
Coding region: 68-460 (130 amino acids)
Source: RefSeq, a predicted model, not a curated record
GUAGGGGUGCGCUCUGGUCUACCUUCGGACGAAGCCCAUACCUAGUCUCAAGUCUGUACAGCCAUGUAUGCCCCAGCCCUUUCGAACUCAUCCAAUAAUUUUCUGUGCUAGGUUGGUCAAUGUUUCCGGACCACCUUACGACACCUUGCAUAGCCAUGCUCGUGUUCAUCCACCGCUGAAUUUCACACGAGUGCUAUACAUCCCUCGGCAUGACUCCAUGACUUCUCAUCUCCCCCUAUACGACGUCGCGGAGAGAUAUCAAAAUUCGAUUAGAGGUUCGGUUUUUGGCAGUUAUCUGCACUCUGUCAACCUGAGUUACAUGGAGAAACCACGUGGGGACAACAUGAGCGCUCGAGUAGAAUAUCUAGUCGAUUCCAACAAGGAGAUGGAAAAGUGUUCUAGGCUGCAAGUUCAGCGUAGAACCCUAGAGCAUGGCAACAAUAUCGCGGCAACAGCGUAGGUGUUGUGCCCGUAAUCAUUGAAGAUUCACGAUGCUAAUCAUCUCAGUCUGGUCUCCUCAUUUGGUAUCGCCGAGUGUCACCUUCGGGAUGAACCCAGUAAGGGUCCAAUGACGACAUCCUUUCCUAUCGAGCCAAGUAUCAGGGGAGAGUACAAAGUCCCACGCCCUUAUUUCACUUUCUGCCUCCCAGCGCGGGGAGGGGAACCCGAGAAAAAUGGUCCAGUGGCAAGUCCAUCCUGGGCCUAACAGCCUGUUUCGUUACACCUUGGUCAAUAUGUUCGUCGGGAACAAAAGAGCCUGAGAUCCUCGCAAUCUAUAUACAUAUUGGUAUUGUGGCGUAGCUGCCUACGGACUUCAGCGAGGGCGUCCUCCUACUCCCCAAGGGCGGCAGCCAAGAAGAGGAAGCCAUUGUGGUAGCCAGCUUACUGGCCAUGUUGCACCAAUUACGCGAUAAUAAAUUGAUGCGACCCAGCAGAACCAGCUCGACCUCAUUAAAAUUAAUGAAGAGGAUAAUUUCCAAAAUGCGACAGCAUUAACCACUUGACCGGGAUUGUGAAGCCGCAACGUGAAAGUAAGGCUAUACGAGAGAUAGGCGUGGUUUAAUUCUGUCUUGGCCGCGUUUCUUUCUUCUUUUUCUUCUUUUUUUUUUCUUUGUCAGAACUUCCGGGCCAACAUGUGGAUGAGUAACUAUAAGAUUCCAUGCGCUAUUUCUCAGCCCUGCAUCUGCU